This is a messenger RNA of Amoebophrya sp. A120, 14279 nucleotides long. The record is from the annotation of a GenBank genome assembly. NCBI's taxonomy places the organism in Eukaryota, Dinophyceae, Syndiniales, Amoebophryaceae.
UUUUUGGAAACAUACACCUGAUAUCAAUCGCCUCAUACAUCAGCAUUCACACUAUUCUGGAUAAGGAAAAGCCUGUGGUGCCCUCCUGUUUGGUGGGGCACCGGGUGGCUUCUUGCUAGUCGUGGAAUAGUAGACUCCAUUACAACUACUUUUUUUUCAACAUUCUCAAAAACCUGGCAUCGUUCCACAUUUUCAUCCGUCGGGUGGAAAGCUGAAGGACUUCUAAGUGGAGAAGAAGCUCCUGCGAUAGUUAGCUUCAUCAACUUCAUCAUUCUGAGAGCAGGAGUUUGAAUACUUCAUCAGAGAGCGGCACAGCGCCUGAUAUUAAUUGUCGCACGGCUACACUAAACCACUACUGAUAGGUCUCGCCUAUUCUGUUUCAAGAGUAGACGCGGAUUUAUUUUUUGACUGUAGAAGAGCAUUCGCUCCUUCUGCAGUAGCAGUGGCUCGGUGCUAGAGCUUGCGAAAGGCAAUUGUGAGGGCUGCUGUACGGCGGUCGUCAAGUAGAAGUUGAGUACUUACGCGACGAGGAAUAAAAGAAAAUCGGAUACAACAAUUUCCCAUCACGAAACAAGACAACUUGGCUUGCAAAAAGUCACCCUUGUCUGCUCGUCGUGUAAGAUAUUGACAGGGCUACGGUCACUGUAUGGUCGGCCCGUAUUACUUUUUGAAGGUACGGGACGCUGGAAUAAGCCCGUAAGGAAAUCGGUCGUUUUUGAGAUUUUGAAAAUCAGUGGACCAUGGCACCGGUAAUGGCACAGAAGAAAGUAGACACCGGCCCGGCCGUCACCUCGGGUGGACCGGAGGGCGAUGUGUCGGCCGAAUUGUUUAUCGGUAUGAUCAGCUUGCGAACGUGCCCAGAGCGACGCGCGUUUUUCGAACAUGGGUGGCGGGAGCAAGUCGGUAUGAAUGAUUUGAAGUUUUUGCGUUAUCAACGAGGCGUCGAUUUUGAAUCCGCCUGGCGAGUAGGUGGCCUAGCAAUUAUCCACGGAUAGCAAGAAAGUGGGAUUAUUUUCUUGUAUGCUCGUGUGCACUUCUUGGGUUCGAUAUGCAUGAGAACGAAAAUGGUUUAUCUUUGGCAUCUUCAGGUAAAUUCGCGCAAAGUCCCGACAAGGCCGAUGAGUUCAUGGGCUGUAAGGUGCACUACCACGUUGCAGAUCUGGAUCCGGAAGGUGGCGUGUUAGGUUGCACGCGAAGCCACAUGGCUUUGUACCAGAAAGCGGUCGAGAGCAGCCCCAAUCUGAAGGCGGCGAUCAUCUUCGAAGAUGACGUGAAGGUACGGUGGAAUAAUUCCCCUUUUCGAUAAUUUAGGAUGAGCAGGAAACAGGCGCUUUGAACAAGAUGAAGAUGUUGUACAAAUGAAAUUCCCGUCGCCCUACUGUUGAAGAAUGAUUAUGCGAACAUGCAAGAAGCGUACUAGGAAUAGGAAUAGGAAAGGACUGUAUAGCGAAGAUAACUUCAGAUUCAGUUGCAGAAUGAGGCAUUCAGAAGUGCAGCCACUGAAGUAAAAUUUCAAAUCAAAUCCAUCAAAUGCCUCUCGUCAACACAAGUACUGACAUACCGAAAAAAUGAAUCUCUCUCAGGUGAACAGCCACUUUACGCCGUCAGUGAUUCAGGACCUCCUUCAGGUGGUCGAGUCUGGAUGGGACGUGAUCCGGUUCCAUAAAACGGGAAUUUGCAAGAUCCAUGGCGCGUUGUCCGAGAACCUGUAUCACAGCUCAAAUCUGUGCGGGCGGGGAUACAUGAUUUCCAAGGAGUUGAUGCAGUACGUGCUGAAGUUCGACAGCAAGGAAGUGGUGCCCUACACGUAUUUCCUGCCCAAGGGAUCCAGUCGCCAGCUCACCUACCAUCCCUCGCUGAUCACCGAGGGUGCGUUCGGUUAUCAAAUGCAAAAAUGUCUGGGUCUGGAAGAUUGCGAGAUUUGUCAUGCUGUUUUUGAACUCUAAAAAAAUUUGUAUUGCAUGACCAGCAAGAGGGGUCCGGUUUGUGCUACACGGACAGGGCAUUUCUCAUGCGGAAGAUGCAUCAGGACGCCCUCUAAAAGUCUUUGAGGCUAGGUCAUGCAUUACAGGCAUCAUGGAUCAUGAGAAAUAUGCAUGACAAAGCUGGCAAUCUUCCAGACCGAGACAUUUUUGCAUUUGAUAUCGGUAGCUGGAAUACCAAGGGGUUCGGCCGCGACGCCGGGGCCGCGCAGGACAAGGCGACAGAAACAGCGUCUACUCCAGCGAAAAGUUCUCCUGGUAAAAAAACCGCACCAGCAUCAAAGAAGACCGACCAGACGGUAACCGCGAUGAAAGGAAGUUUUGCACCGAGUAGUAGAACAGACGCAACUACAUCGAAAAUAAUAAAACCGGCAACUACUAAGGAGGAGCACGCGUCGAAUUUCUCCGCGCUUGCAUUGCUGCAGUGGUCACUGAAAUACACGACCGCGUUGGAGCAGCUGGUUGCGAACGUGCACUUUUUCACCAACCUGCCGUCCCCGCUGUUUACGGAGAAGACGUUUCCGAAAGCCGAAACGUUCGCGGCCCCCUGUCGCGAGGGCGGCGGUGCAGCCACGGCCACCAACAGCAACUGGGCGUACUACCGUGCGAAGAUAGGUCGCUACGAGCCUAUGCCGGGCGUCUGCCCGCGAAGGUUGAGCAACCUCGGUGCGGACUACUUCUUGCGGGAGAAGCUGUUCGGCGGGAGUCAAGCUGCCAAGGAAGAAAAUAAAAUGAGCGCGGAAGUGAGGCGACGAAAACAUCUGGCACGGAGAGAAAAGAGGACCGGGCUGCUGCACAGGUAAUUUGUUUGUCAGUUGUUUGUUACUUUGCAUGACGGGAGUGAAAAACUACAGGAGUUCCUCCAAUUGGUUUGAAAUGAGUGACUAGAAAUGUCCUCUAUCAUGCAUUGUUACUCGACGAGGACUUUCGAUUUUUUCUUGAACCACGAGCAACCAUUACCGCCACUUCUGCUGAAUGCCAUUCUUGCGGUUCCUGCUUUAUUUACUUUCCUGUUUGAUAAAACUAAAACUUGAACGUCCGUGACUCGAAAUCCGCGAAACAAUCACGCAGAUAUUCCGACGUGGAAGGGGGCAGCACAAGUUCCUCCCUCGACAACAGCGAGUACGAUGUGAUCGUCGUUGGUGCCGGGAUUGCGGGGUCUUCUACCGCAUACACGCUGGCCGAGCGUGGGGCCAAGGUUUGCUUGGUCGAGCAGUGGGACGUGGCCAACGAAAACAAGCGCGCGCACGACCCGAAUUCGGAGUCGAUGGGCAGCAGCCGGGGCGGGCCGCGCAGGAUUGGCACGUUGGACCUGGCGCCCGGGACCCGGGUGCGGGAGGCGUGGACAAGUUGGUGCGAUUUGAAGGAAAUAGAGAAAAUCGAAGAGGAGGAGGAGGGCAGAACAACCGGGCAAAAAAGAAAGCCACCGCUGCCACUGUUUGACGUAAUCGGGGAGGUACUCGUCGUUUCAAUCUUCCCCUUCGGCUGGUUGCUGCUGAUCGCGUUUCUGUGCUGGUGGACGCUCCGCCGCGUUUUCGCGGGCGCAGACUCCCUGCCACGGGGGUUGGAACUGCUGUGGAACCGCACCCAGGUGCUGAAUAAGCUCCCGAAGAACGCGUUUCAGUUCAAAUCCUGGAACGUGUUUGGCAUCUACUACAGCGACGCCGCGGCCCUGUACACCAAGCAGAUUUUGGCGUUUUUCCACAAAAAAGGAAACUUCGUUUCCUUGGAGAGCAGCUGCACUAGCGAUGUUAAGGGUCCCGCCGGGCAAGCAACCUUGACAGGAGAAGGUGGACAUCAAUCUCCAGUUCUUGUAGACGGCUGCAAUGGUGGUAAAAAAACAGAAAAUAGUAAUUUCGCUAUUCGGGGGAACACCCGCGUGACCAACGUGCGGAAAGUGAGAAGUAAGAGUCCCGAUAGGCAUAGCAAAAACGCCACCGCGACCGAGACGAUAAUCGUUGUAGACUGCGUGGACGUGGUGAGGCAAGAAAAGUACACGACGGGCGGAUCAACAACGACAUCCUCGACCGGAAUAAGUAAACCUGCCGAGGACGAGGACGCAGACAGCCAGGAUCCGACACACAGCUCCUUCCAGCUGCGUGCCAAGCACGUCGUGAUUGCGGGGGGCGGUUGGACCGGCGAGCUGCUCGAGAACAUGGGUUUCAAGACAAAGACCAAGAUCGGCGUCUUCACGUGCCCCAGCUACGAUGUGAAUGUCAACAAUUCCGCGGAAACUAGCCCAGGAGCUAUUACAAUGAAAAAUGCCCCCACCCCCGAACUUGGCAGCAUUUGUAUUGCAAACCUUUCCAAAUGAAACACUCGACCUCUUGCAUCUAUCAGCAUCACAAGUUUCCAAUCGUGAAUAGCAAAAAUUUGUAUUGCAAAAGACCCCAGCAAGAGAGGCGCUUGUCAUGCAAGCGAUGCGAUACACGCCUAAACCCUGCAUCAGAAAGAUUCAUACUCCUUUCAUGCAUGACAAAGGGUUUUCUUUCGGAAACUUCGCAUCACAACUUUUUGCGAUUUCAGGGAAGGGGGGCACUUUUCACUGUAAUAGGAGCAGGAGCCCCUUCAUCGCCAAACAAGCGACGGAAGGCAAGUAUCGAUUGUAAAAAUGUCUGGGUCUGGAAGGUUGGGACUUGUAAUGCUAGCUUUCCAUACCUAGAAAAUCUGUAUUGCAUAACGAACAAAAGUCGCAGCCUCUUUUGUCAUGCAAAGUCGCAGUUUCUCAUGCGGAUUGCCUAUGAGAAAGCGUUUUGGGAAGUUGUCAUGCCGGACUGCAUUCGGAAGUGUUUUCAUCAUGCACAUUUUAGCAUCACAAGUUUCCAUACCCAGACAUUUUUGCAUUUCAUAGCAAGCACCUCCCCGCAGCCGCCGCCACUGUCGGUGGAGAAUCACUGCCCGCUUUUUGCGUUCCCGGGUGCAAGAAUCUACGGGUUCCCCAUGGCAGUCGCGCACGAAGGGCAUAAGGUAUUGGAUGUUUCAUUUCGUAUUUUUUCAUCUCCGUCUCGGUCUCCUCCUCUCUGUUCGAGCGUCAUUUUAGUUGCUAUCAUUUCUACUACAAGCUACUACUAACACCGUAAGUCUGGAAGGCGUGGCUCACCAGCAAAGUUUUAGACUUUCUUGUUGACGGGCAAGAAUGUGGCUCGAUCUCGCUAAACAUGCGUGUGCCAUCAAUUCGAUUCCACGGCUACUGCAGAAGUGUAAAUUCAUUUGCAUGUCGCAGUACGAGCAACACCAAAUCCAAAGCGAAAGUGUACGCGAUCGAAAUAUCUACAGGUGAUGUCCAUCCGUCCCAACUACCCGUCCAAGUGGUGUGCGGAUCCGGAGAACCAAACGCAUUCGGACGACCACAUCGCCACUGUGGAUCAGUUUCUGACGGACUACAUUCGGGAGGACGCGCUCGUGUCUAAAAAGCCGGCUCAGCAGUACAGCUGCCGAUACCCGCAAUUGUCAAUCGGUAUACAACUAGAACAAUGCAACUAACUGUUUAUAGUUUGUGAGCAGCUGAUGUGGUCCGUAUCCUCUCUUCACGACCGCAGGCUCUGCCGUGGUCAUGACAAGUAGGUACAAGAAACAUACUACCUAGUGGAGCAACUUAUGUCUAUUUUUCAUCUUCUUACUCUACCGCAACCCCUCUCUGUUGUUGAGAAUAGCCAAGGAACGCUUUUUGUCACUGCGAUCAUCGAAGAGAGCGUGUGGCCGCGCGUGAUUCUCUAUGUGAAAAAAUAACUGCGCGACUACGUACUCGCACUCGACUCCUUCUUCAGGUUCCGAGGAGAAGUUUGGGGCAAUUUUGGAUUUCAUUCCGGACUAUGACAACCGGGUGAUUCUCGCUUCCGGGCUGGACGGCUACGGUUUCAAGUACGGCUCUCUGUAUGGAAAAGAGGUGCUCGACCUCCUCGUGACGCACCAGAAAGUCGCGGGCCUGGAGUGGGAAAAGAAACCGGCGGAGAACAUUCUGCUGCGGUUUCUGCAUAACGUGCUCGAUAAGCUGCUGAAGAUGGCGGGAGGCGACGAGGAACAGGACCCGCUGCUGAAGAAAACAGCGAAGCAAAACCACUACGCGCAGACCCUGAUCAGCUGUUGCUGCAUCGCGGCCGUUUUUUUCCUCUGCCAGGUCGACUUGGCCUACCGCGGCGCCGGGAAGAUAUUAAAUUCGAGUGGUUCUACUUCUAGCAGCGCUGAUUACCACAAUGCCGAGGCAGGUGCUUUUUUCUCGCAGACGACCAAAACCCGGUUUUUCUUCGCUCUGCAGUUCCUUCUCGUCGUCUUCCUCAACUUUGCCUACUCCCUCGGUUUAUCAACUGCAAAAAUGUCUGGGUCUGGAAGAGUCGGGGCUUGUCAUGCACAUUUUGCAUGACCCGUGAGGUCUGUGAUGCUGGUGCUAGCAUCACAGAUUUUUUGAGAGCUUCUUGAUGCUAAUUACGCAUGAGAAGUGCCCUCUUCGCGUGCCAAGAGCUGGCUCCUCUUGGUGCUCAUGCAACACAGAUAUUUUUAGAAUCCGCAGACAGCAUUACAAGUUGCAAUCUUCCAGACCCAGACAUUUUUGCAUUUGAUACGGUUCGGAGCAGAUUUACCGUACGCCGCGUUCCGCGGAGGACUGGAAGCGCGCCGGGCUCGUGUAUCGCAAGGAAAAAUCCCCCCUCCCCAUAUUGAAGAGGUAGGUUUUCGAAAAUUUGUGUUGCUGAUUUGAGGUCACAAAUCACGUGUGUGUUGCAAGAAGACAAGGGCAGCAGCUUCCGUCCCAUUAUGGAGCCGGUUUGUCAUGCUGUUGAGCCAACAUCGCGGACGCUUUUCAUGCUAAGCGCCUAAGUCAAAGCCUCUCUAUUCAGGCUUGAUAUGGGUCUGCAGUCCUCUCCAGCAAGACAGAUGCGAUUUGUGUACUCAAAUACUGCAUCAGAAAUUUCGUUUUCGAUAUGGGGAGGGGGGAUUUUUCUUCUUGAUAUCGUGUGGGGCGUCCACUACUUAUGGGCGCUGGGGGCGCCGAUGGUGGUGUGCUACUUCGGCGUAGUGCUGUUCCAGCAUUGCGCCGGCUUUUUCUCUUCGUCCUUGAGUGGGACAACUGUUCUUGAACAGCAGCAGCAACAAGCCGCCGACCAGAAGAUUUUAUCGACGGUGCAGCAGGCCCUGCUCUUCCUGUUGUCCAUACUACUCACCGCGGCGGCCUGCUAUUUGCGGUACCGCAGCAUGGACGAAUGUGACCACUACGACCGGUCUAUCCCCCGGCAGAAAACAGCUAGCAAAGCAUAUGUGUCGUGUUAAUGCGAAAGUAGAAACACACGAAAAAAAUCAAAAAAAUUCCUGGGAUACAGUAUUCACUCAAAUGCAUUUUCAUCUUCCAUGACAGAUCAAAAAUCUUCUCCGUAUUUACACGAGUAGGCAGCUGCAUGCUCGCUGUUUUCUUUGUGAUUCCGUCCGCGCGGUGUCUGCAGCUUCCGGACGAGGAAUUUAGCGACAUGAAAAAGACGCACGAGACCAACACGGGCCGGAAGUCGAGCAAGUCGGAGCCGAAGACGAAGAAGCACAGCGGUACCACUAUUCAGGAAGUGGAGGACGUGCGCACGGUAACCAUGGCCGGCAUCUACAGCUACUGCCGCCACCCCGGGUUUGCCGCCCACAUCUUGCACGCGACCGCGCUUGCCUUCGCGGUUGUCGCGCUUUUCUGCGGAUUCAGUUCCGUCACCGCGGAGGACGCUGCUAAUGGUUCCAGGAACAAGGAAGCCGACAUCCUCGCGGCCGCAGCGACGGUGACCACAGCAGCAUCCCGCUUCUGGCACUUCGCCUCGCUCCAAAGCUAUGCCGCGUCGGGGACCAAGCUUGUGCUGUUCAUGGUCCUGAUCCCCCUGCUGCACUUCGGGAUCGCACUGCAGAUCUUCAGCUACAGUGCCAAUGACGAGGAGCGCGAGAUGCUCAAGUCGGAGGAGCUGCGCGCGAACUACCUCGAGUACCAGCGACUCGUUCCCACGCAAUUCAAUUUCCUAACCAAAGCGUUGGAGCCCGUUGGCGAGAUGGUGCGUGGGGUGCGCUGCGGGAACGGCGUCGGCGGGGUGAGUGAGCGUCGGAUUUUUUUGAAACUCCUGGCUCUCUUGCAGGGAACCCCAGUAGAUUUCCUAGACCCGGUCAAGGAUCCAGAGUUGAUCGAGAAAGUUCUGGAGGGAAGCAACAAAGGUAGUAUAAGUGAUGUGAACUGCUGGUACAUCAAGGAGAUGCUCCGAGAACGCAAUUGAAUUGGUUGUACUACAGGAAUCUCAACUGCGCUCUUAGAUCUCAACGUUGAGACCUCACAGCUCAACGUUGAGAAAUAUACCUCAACGGCCGGCACACAAAAUAGGGCUUGGGGUUUAGGGUCGUCGGGCAGGGCAGCCGCCGCCGGCCGGCCGGCGGCGGCUGCCCUGCCCGACGAUUCUCUUCUUCUGCCGUUGUGCUGUGCCUUCCCGGCGCGCGUGCUCCCGUUGCGCCUUGUGCUUUUCGAAUUGCGUGGCCUUCGUUUCCCGCCCGGUGGGUCUGUUGCUUUGCUUUUUCCAUGGGGCUGCCGUCUUUUGCGCCGGUGAGUUCUUGGCCGUGUUUUUCGUUGAGACCAGUCGUUGAGGUCAUCGGAAAGUCGUUGAGGCCUAUCAGGCCGUUGAGAUGCACUCGUUGAGUUGAAACCGUUGAGAUUCCUGUAUAACAACCAAUUGAAUUGCUAUGAAUGACUUGUUUUUUGCGGCCACAUAGCAGGUACUACUUUAUCUUACCACACUAGAAAUACACGGCACCCGAUUUUAUAGCUAUCAAUCUACAACCUCUGAUCGCACCCCUGAUGGAGUUUUUAUCGCACACAGGUCACUUCGUGGAAGAGCUGAUCGCCUGCCCCGCUUGGAGUCCGGUCCGUUCGGUGGAAUCGGUGACGUACCCGGAAGCGAUUAAGAUGAAGGAGUCGCUGGGGAUGGUGUUUGCGCGAAUCGACAUCUUUGACCGCCUCGACAAGGUGAUCGAUGAGGUGAUCGAGCGCGACGCCAACCUACGGAUCGGCACGGCCAACAGCCGCAUGCAGCGGAACGUGUCGGAGGUGACCACGGAAUGCCCCGACUUCCUGUCCACCCCAAGCUCGACCACAAUCCACACGAUGACGCCCACGGCUUCGACCCUCACCGCGCAGUCCUCCACCACCCACGACAGCAGCCGCGAGGUGAGCGACGUGGAAGAGUUUUCCGCACAACAUCUGCACGUCGGUGGAGGUGCCACUACUUCCACUGCACCGGGGCCCCCUGCUUCAUCCGAAAUGAAGUUGACCCUGGGCAAGUUCGACAGCAGCGCCAGCAGUAACACGACGGACGUGCACGACUGCCAGAAGGACAAGAACUCAACCUCCUCGCAGGACGUGGACACCGCUAGCUCCCGGCCGCGGACCGGCAGCGAUGUGGCCGGGUGCUCGUUGGAGGAGUUGACGGGGACUGCAGCCGACAUAGGCGCCGCCGCGCAGACGGGCUGUACCAGCAUGAACAAAUCAGAUCAUCUCGAGCCGCAGCCCACUAGUGCAACUUCUUGUCGAGAACUACACCAGCAGUCUACUUCAACGACAGCAUCGCAGACGGGGGGAGUGACCGCAACGUCAAACACGUGGGCCUGCCCCAAGGAGCCUUCGUCGUCCCGACCGUCGCCCACGACGAGCAAAACGAAGAAGCUUUCGUUUUCGAAGAGCAAGGAGGAGUGCGAGGUGAAGUGCGCGGACGUGACGCGGCACUCGUUCGAGAUCUUCUACAAGCUGUUGACGGACAAGUACCCCACGCCGGAAGAGUGCGACAUGGCGCACCGCGCGGUGGACGAGUGGCGCAAGAUGAUCGCGAUGAAGGGCCUCGCGGACAGCGAGCUGAAACUCGCGUUUCUGGCCUUCAUGCGGAAAUCGCUGAAGGAAAGUCCGUUUUUCCGGAACCAGAGCGGGGAGCAGGAUCCUGGCGCAGCGGAACCACACGACGACGGAGUUCAGCUAGGGAGGACCUCAAGAACUACGUCCAGUACAACGACCGCGGACCGCGACGCGCUUGCCCCGUCUCAGCCCAAUCCGGUGGUGCGGAGGACCCGGUCCGAGACGCAAAAGAUGGCGGACAACUACCACUUCGAUUGGGACAACAUACAAACGCUCUCGUGCAUUCUGCAGCCCAUGAUAAUUUCGCCCAUGAUCAACUUUGCCGACGUGUUCAGCUCCUUGAAAAAGAUACUAGACCGACACCCCCACUGGCGAGAAGAAAUCUGCAAUCCCACGCAAUUCUCGAAGGUAAAAAACAGUACAAACAUGGUGAACUAAAUGACCUACUUAGUGUUUUUGAAAGGUGCAGCUUUAGUAUCCAAGAUUUUGUUGAGCAUGACUUGUGUCAACUCGUUUCUGGGAAAUACAAGUACCACCUUUCUCGUCGCCAAAAAGAUAGGAACAAAUGCCAGCCUGUCUGAACGUCAAGUGCACUGCUAGUAGAUCGGGGAUUUUGUUGUAUUCUUCUGCAGCAUUAUUGUUUCUGAAACAUGAGUUUGAGUAUAUAAAAAUCACACACAUUCACGUAAUACUUUUCUUUUUCACGACACUCACAGAACCCCGACCCGAACGCGCAGCCCCACCCGAACACGGGCAUCCAGUUGGGUCUGCGGGAGCGAACCCCCAGCGAGGAGGUGGCGGACCGCGUGGUGUUGGAGGGCAUGCGGUGUGCGCACCCGUUCCCGAUUCUGGAGCGGACCGUGACGAAGGACGUGUUUGACGAGGCCACGGGCGACGUCCGGUUCAAGAAGGGUACCCAGGUGUUCAUUGAGUACGACCAGUAUGUGCAGGGCGAGAAGAGCACCUGUCCGGUGAGUGGUAUGAUGGCGAGCAGCGGGAUGGGAUCAUCCGCGUGCCCUUUCCUCGCGGCACAGCAGGAGCAUCAAACGAGUAAGGGCGGCGAAAGUGGAAGCAGCAAUAAACCCGCAGAUGCAACAUCAUCUUUGCCUACUGCAACCGAAUUGAACGCAUACGAGGAAGAAACCCCGUCCCUGUUUGAUCCAAAUCGGUGGCACGACGAGAAGAAGUGCCGCUUCCGUGCGGUGCCGUUUGGAGCGGGGGUGCGCCGGUGCUUCGGGCAGAAGGUGGCGCGCGUCAUCUUGCGGAAGUUGUUAGUCGCCUACGCACACAACUGGGACCGGUUUUGUCCCAGCAAGGGCCACGCGUUCUCUGGUCGCAACAACGAUGACGACCCCGGAGACACGCUCUACGUCGCAAAAUCGCUCGCACGAAUUCUCCUGCAGGGCCUGCAAUACCGCCUCAGUCACUGACACAGUCUUAGAUAGAAGACGAGAGGUGAGGAACAGGAUCAUCUUCAUCGAGUGAUUCAACGGGACUAUUCUUCUGCGAAAAUUAGAAAAUGUGAAAAUUUUAGAUUGGUACAAAUUUUUAUCGAUGCUGUACAAUGUUAAUGCUAUGAAAGUCAAAUGAUUAAAACUGAAAGCUUUGCGGUUUAGUAACUGCGUCUAUACGAUUUCAUUGUUGUAAAAUCUUUGCCGGAAAUAAUUAAAGAAACUAUUUCGACCCUGAAUCAAUGAGGCUCAUUACUAUUACAUUCUGGUGGUUUCAGGUGAAUACCCUGUACGAUGCAUAACCUGGAGUGCUGUGCGCACUUCCUUGUCACAGAUGCUGGCUCCAUAUCUUCUGGUAGACAAUCCCAAAAUGAUCUUCUGCAGCGCACUGAGUCAGUUUCUAAUUUCCUGCAGAAAAGAUGCGGAAGAUAGUUUCGAACACACGUCGGUUAGGCUGGCGUGAGUUUCGUCACGUCUCAUCAGGCAGGACCAAUAGGUAUCAGAGACACCUAGAAGUAGGAGGCUGUAAAUGUGGCAUGUAUAGAUGUGUGUAAUAGAAAUAUCAAAAAAAAACUUCCGAUGGUGGUGUGGAGUCGUUGUGUUAUCUGCUGACGUUGAUAUGACUGAUAUUCUACUUCUUCGAUAAACUCAUUGUCGAUACAUAUGUGGAGUUGGUUUGCUUACGUGGCUGCCUCGCAGUCCUAUCGCAAGGAUUUAUCGUACUUUUGCACUGCCUCUAUUUUCGCUGAGAUUUAUUUUUGCAUAGGGGUAAUAUCACUUCUAGUGCACUUGAAAAAUGACAUGAUAUAUGAUAAUUGAUGAAAUUCAGACGAAGUUUGUUCGGUGCAGCAGAUGGUUGCUAGUCUGCGCAUGCAGUAGAUGUCAACCGGGGUCUGAGUCACUCGCUGCUCAAGGCUAUGGCUGCAUCUAUCGUGUGCGGGGGGUUGUCUAGCAGCGCUUGCUUAUAUUUUUCUCUACUACGUAGCUUCACAGUUAUAUUUUGGGUUUCGGAUAACUGUUCGAAUGGCGGUUAUAGUUGUCCGAAUUUACGAAUACGAUAGGAGCUCGGGAUCACGAGACUUACAUUGUGGCUUUUGUUGAUACGAUUUUAUCAUUUUUGAACUUGUUAUUGACUAAAGAGAAUAUAGUAGAAAAUUGAUGUUGGCUAAUGAUAUGCACACCGAGAAUUUUUUAUUUGGGUACUACAUGGCUGUAGCUACAAAAACAAAACACACACGUACAUGAAAUGCCGUAGUGACAAGCUCGAUGCUGGGGGGAAGCAGGCGUUUGUAAACGACAAAAAUGAAAAUUAUGCUGCACAGACCAGUCGUGACUCACGCCGCAUCAAGAAGGUUUGGUCCUUCUGGCGGCCGUGUCCGCGUCCGUUUGGAAAGCAGCAAAAAACACCUCUGUCACAUAGAUUUACGGUUGUCCGAAUAAUGCAUCGCAAGGAAAAAAAUAACUAUAACUAUUCAUGAACAUCUAAAGAGCCACCAGAAUUAGGGAUCAAUUGAGUCUUCAGCUUUCCUAUGAUAAUGAUUAACCCGUACCAGUAUACUAGAAUACGAUAUCUACACUCGAGCCUCCUGUAUCGAAAAGAAAAAGGGUUUCUGGCAGCAUUGAUCAUAAUAGACGCGUGUAUCGCAGACGCAGUAUCCGUCCUUCUCCUUCGGCAAACGCUACUGCAGGUGUGUCGCUUCAGAAAGUCGCUUUACAUGAAAUACGAAAUUCAUAGUUUGGUGCUUGAAGCGAGUUUUUUGCGCAAAAGCAGACACCGCGGACACGAACCUGCCAGAGAGGAUGGAACGCGUCCAUGCCGAUAGGAAAGGCGAUCAUGCAGAGCAUAUUGAUAUUCACAUUUUCUGAUGCAGAAGUUUCAGUGUCAGUGACAAUGAGCAACGGAAUUAUGAUUCGCAGGCGAAUAGUUUCGAACGAGUUUUUAAUCACACCAGGUUUCUAGAUAAAUGCUUUUAGCUUGUACUUCACAUGAUCUAAUAUCACACCGUUUCUAUGACGUUAUGACACCACCGAUCUUGAUCUUUUUUCGGAAUUAUAGGCAAAAUAGAAGGAUUAGGCUCUUCUGAAUUGAUAUAGGCAAGGUUAAUGAAGUUUAACAGGAGUUUCGAUGUUGCAGGGGGUUGCGCAGUGAUCUACUUAGGCAAAGUUGUUGAAAUUUCUUUUGCGACGUUUCUUUCUAUCACAAAAACUUGUACCAAUUAGGCGAUGUUUGAGUAUUCUUUUUAGGGGAUGACUGAUAAUACAGCAGAACAAGCAGUAGAGAGCCACAUCUAUGCUGCGAUAGUUAUUUAUUACGAUGAAAUUAGAAUUUGACUUUUGACACGCGGCAUGAACACAGGAACCCCAAUCCAAGGCGGGUUCCAUAGCUCUGCCGUCGGUGCUGAAGCUUAUUUACUAAUUUUUCGGAAAACAUUUAAUGUACUCUUUUUUAUUACACGACGUAGUUUUGUUAUCUACCAUUUUUAUGAUCGUCCACUUUUUACCUUUAGCCCAACGAACCACACCCGCAACUGAGAUGAGAUUGGCCGAGUGGUAGCUACCUUCUGCAUUUUAUUGGCGACUCCAUUCCCGCUUCAAUAACUCCGCUUUUUUUUAGCGACACUGUCGGGAAGGAGUUGAUGGCUACUUGCAGGGGGGAGGUGCUUACUCUUAUUCACAGCACAGUUUGCCACGAGUGACGUUGCACCACAGCAAAUUUGAAAUCAGACUCGGCACAUUACCGAUACGAAGCUCAGCACAUCAUCACAAAUUUGCCCAACCACGACUCGCAAUGGCAAACGAUCAACACCGCAAAGCAAAACAUCGGAUUUACUACACUCAUUCUGUGCAGAGAAACAUCUUAUGGACAGGAAAUAACGAGGCGAAGAACGACCAUAGCAGAUGUGCUUUUCCCAUUUUUAUUUCCCUUAGAAAGUCGAUCGAAAAUAUCCGCCGCCCUGGAAGCAAACACUAACCCGAUUGAUGGUAUCUAAUAUAUUUGUU